AGCAGCAAUGGCGGCUCCCGUGUCCUGGAGGAGGCUGGUGUACUCCGUGUACACACCGGCCGUCGCCGGAGUGUUCACCCGAAUAUCCGACCGACUCUUCCGUACCCGGGACAGGAGAGGCGGGUCCUCCAUGCUGCUGCUCGCUCCUUUACUGGCUGAAGCCGACCCAGCCCCCCGACGCGUCUCCAGGCCCACCGGGUCAGCCGGAGCUCAGGGCACAGACGGCCUCUGCACCCACUUCCGAUGGAUGGCAGAGCACGUACCCGCUUUCCGGGUGCCCGGCACCCACAUCCACAUUCUCACCUCACCGGACCAGUUCUACCAAACCAUGAAGGCACGUAUCAAGACGGCGAAGAGGCGAGUGGUGUUGGCCUCGUUGUAUCUGGGAACGGGUCAGCUGGAGCAGGACCUGGUGGACUGUAUGGAAGAAGCUCUACAACACUCGCAGGAAAACAACCCCGACCUAAAAGUCUCCGUUUUGCUGGACUACACACGCGGCUCACGAGGGCAGGUUAACUCGAGGACCAUGCUGUUGCCCCUGUUGCAGCGCUUCUCCUCUCAGAUGCGGGUGUCUCUGUACCACACGCCGGACCUGAGGGGGCUGCUGAGGCUGCUGGUCCCUCAGCGCUUCAACGAGACCAUCGGAGUCCAGCACAUCAAAGUUUACCUGUUUGACGACAGCAUUAUUAUCAGCGGGGCCAACUUGAGUGACUCAUACUUCACCAACAGACAGGAUCGCUACGUGCUGCUGGAGAACUGCAGGGAGGUCGCCGACUUCUUCUCCGACCUGGUGGAGGCCGUGGGAGACGUUUCCCUGCAGCUUCAGCCCGACGACUCCGUCAGCAUGCUGGAGGGCAUGGUGCACCCAUACAAAGGCAACAGGCAGGAUUUCUCAGCCGUGGCCAGGAAGCGGAUCAUGGAGGUCGUGAACACCGCCCACGUGCGGCAGCAGCUGCUGAACCGGUCGGAGGACUCGGAGGACGAGGGGAUGAGCGAGGGGGAGGAGGACACCUGGGUGUUCCCGCUGGUCCAGAUGAAGCCUCUCGGGAUCCAGGUGGACGAGCAGGUCACACAGCGCCUGCUGUUAGACGCGGAGCCGGACUCCACUGUGUUUCUAACGUCGGGUUACUUCAACCUGACCCGGGCGUACAUGCGGCUGGUGCUCGGAGCCGGACCCAGCUACCGCAUCCUCACCGCCUCACCGGAGGUCAACGGCUUCUUCGGAGCCAAGGGCGUCGCCGGAGCCAUCCCCGCCGCCUACAUCCACAUCGCCAGACAGUUUUACAACCAGGUGUGCCGGUUGGGCCAGCAGGAGAGAGUUCACCUGCAUGAGUACCACCGACAGAAGUGGACCUUCCACGCUAAAGGUCUGUGGUAUUACCUCCAGGGGCAGGAUCGGCCUUGCCUCACUCUAAUUGGCUCCCCUAAUUUCGGUUACCGCUCAGUUCACCGUGACCUGGAGGCCCAAAUCGCCAUAGUAACGGAAAAUGAGGAGUUGCAAAGCCAGCUGCAGGAGGAGCAGGAGAUGUUGUACCAGCGCUCCACCGAGGUUUCCAGCUCCACGUUCGAGCAGCCGGACCGCCACGUCAAGCUGUGGGUGAAGCUGGUCACUCCUCUCAUCAAGAAUUUCUUCUGAGGUCCCAUCAGGCGGCUUCAGUCUCUUCAAUCCUGAGAUUCAAGGUCUGGUUGGAGGUCGGUCCGUUCCUGCAGACGGGGACGGUUGGACCCACUCAAGCAUCUCCAGCAUGCUGGGAGUCGACAUCUUCAGCUAAAACUCUCAUCAGUGUGUUCCAGGAAGUGACACUCUCUCUCUCAUACACACACACACACACACACACUCACAGACACACAGGAGCUGAUGUACGUGGUGAAUUCAGCUCCAGGUCCUGCAGUUUACAUUUCAGUCGCUCCGUUAGAUUAUUUAAAAUAUUAAAACCUGACGUCGUUACACUGUGGAUUUCUGUUUUUGUAGCUACAAACCUCUAAAAGAUAGAAAAGAAAACCUACUUCUUCUUCUUCUACUACUGUUCAUAUAUCUGCACACUUACAUUCUGCAUGUGUUAAAAAAAAAAAAUUCAAAAAAGCAAUACAGACUUGAUCAGUGACGAAGGGCGGCGUGAUGAUGGUGAACGGGCGGGUGUGGCAGAUCAUUACAAUCCCUCGAGGAGCCUUAAUAACAGUUUUUAAGAGCUCUUACAGUGUGUUUACAGCUGAGCCCACGGCUGUAAUCAAAGCUAACUGUACAGUGUCUUUGUGUUAUUAUCUUUGUAAAUUAAAGGAUGAUGUGAGUUUUUAAAAUUACUCUAAAUGGUAUGACUGAGGUGUUUCUUUUUUUUGUUUUUUGUCGUCAUAGCAACAUACAAAAACACAACCAGCAGUGACAUUGUGCUAAAUGUAAAGCUGCGAUG
This is a messenger RNA of Scomber japonicus (chub mackerel), 2408 nucleotides long. RefSeq names its product CDP-diacylglycerol--glycerol-3-phosphate 3-phosphatidyltransferase, mitochondrial. Gene Ontology annotation, molecular function: CDP-diacylglycerol-glycerol-3-phosphate 3-phosphatidyltransferase activity. Gene Ontology annotation, cellular component: mitochondrion. NCBI's taxonomy places the organism in Eukaryota, Metazoa, Chordata, Actinopteri, Scombriformes, Scombridae. The coding region runs from base 8 to 1636 and encodes 542 amino acids. The record is from RefSeq and is a predicted model, not a curated record. The transcript is spliced from 11 exons. Gene Ontology annotation, biological process: cardiolipin biosynthetic process.